GAGGAAAGAUGGCGGAGCGCAGCAGCCGGGACAUGACAACAUGCGCAUGUAAAGGCAUCAGGACGUGUUUAAUCUGCGAGAGCUUCAAGGAGGCGGUUCAGCCGGCGUCGUGUGAACCAAAGAAGGUGCAUCAUUUUGUCUACGAUCCUGAAACAAGACUUGCCUCCAGCGACCAUGACCAGGCCGCGUCCUUUCUCUUUCCUGGUGUCUUUUUAUGGGACAACUUCAUCACAGAGGAGGAAGAGAAUGAGCUGAUCAGCUGGAUGGACCGGGAGGUGUGGAAUCCGUCGCAGUCUGGUCGAAGGAAACAGGAUUUUGGUCCGAAGGUGAACUUUAAGAAAAGAAAAGUGCGUUUGGGAAGCUUCAGCGGGCUCCCCGCUUUGAGCCGGGCCCUGGUAGUGAGGAUGCAGCGCGAGCCGAGCCUGGCGGGCUUCGAGCCGGUGGAGCAGUGUAACCUGGACUACCACCCGGAGCGAGGCGCGGCCAUCGAGCCGCACCUGGACGACUCCUGGCUGUGGGGGGAGCGUCUGGUCACCGUCAACAUGCUGUCCGACACCACGCUCACCAUGUCGCUCCCCGCCGAGGGGGAGGGAGCGGGGGAGGGGGAGGUCCGCGUCGCCGUUCGCCUGCCUCGCAGGUGUUUGGUCAUGCUGCACGGUGAGGCGCGGCACCGGUGGAAACACGCCAUUCACAGGGAGGACAUUCAGCGGCGCAGGGUGUGCAGCACCUACAGGGAGCUGUCUGCAGAGUUCCUCCCUGGAGGGGGGCAGGCCCAGCUGGGCACCCAGCUGCUGGACAUCGCUUCGGGCUUUAAUGGGACUCCGGUGUGAAGGCUCAGCCGGGGGGUCAGCCCGGCGCUCUGGAGGCUGGAGUAUUCACUGAUGCCUUGCUUCACCAUAAGCCUCCAGAGCUACAAACUUUAAAAGAUCUCUUUUUAGAUAAAAAUAACAGUAUUUAACACUAUUUUCUCAAUAAAAUUCUUUCAGUGGAGAUUUGAUGAAGCUGAAGAUCUCAUUCGUUUCAGCUCUUGUCUUGAUUCCAAACCUUUUUCUUUUGCCGUUGGCGACCUGCUGCACCAGCUGAUCCACAGCCCCCCUAAAACUAAAACACUCCUCGCUUCCUCGCUGUCUCACACCAUAAAGUAAAAAAACUGAUUGUUCAUAAAGCUUCACUUCACUGUUUGCAGACACUUUUACAACAGAGUCACUGCUUGUGAUUAAUAAUUAACUGGCAGCUGUUGAGGUGUGAGAACUGUGCUGAUCGGACUGUCACUUUAACUGUCUUCUGCUCUCUUUAAAUAUGCACUUCUGUAAUUUGUAGUUGCUCAGGUUUAAAAGUCUUUCUGCUAAGUAUUUAAAAAAGUGAACCAUUCUCUUCCUGUGUGACUUUCUGGCUGCAUCACUCCUUUCAGUGUCAGCACUGCACUGAGAGAGAUACAGUGGCCACCACCAUCGGUCGACCAUGAUCGAUCAGAUCCAAGGCACAGGCAGCGCCUUUACUUUGAUUUCAACAGCACUUUUACCUAGUCAUGUUAAUAACAUGUUGCAAAAUACUCCUCCAGUUGUUGUUGGUGUUUAGGUUUUUUUUUUUGGGUUGUUUAUAAUAAAAAAAAAAUGACAAUGAAAAUUAAAUUGCAAAGGAGUGCAUCCUUAUAUUUGAGGAAUGUGGAAUUGUGAUUGAAAGCCACAAAAUUUUCCAUUGUCGAAAAUCUGUCUUCACUACUGACAGGAUUUGCUCUAAAAAUCCUUUUUUUAUACCCAGUAUUCUACUAACAUCUUGCCAAUUGGCUAAAAUAAGAAAAAAAAAA
Salarias fasciatus (jewelled blenny) is the source of this 1807-nucleotide messenger RNA. It is a transcript of the gene alkbh4, whose product is annotated as alkB homolog 4, lysine demthylase. Gene Ontology annotation, cellular component: midbody; contractile ring. The transcript has 3 exons. Lineage: Eukaryota; Metazoa; Chordata; Actinopteri; Blenniiformes; Blenniidae. Gene Ontology annotation, biological process: actomyosin structure organization; protein demethylation. The record is from RefSeq and is a predicted model, not a curated record. Bases 9 to 830 code for a protein of 273 amino acids. Gene Ontology annotation, molecular function: actin binding; oxidoreductase activity; demethylase activity.